This is a messenger RNA of Symbiodinium pilosum, 1527 nucleotides long. NCBI's taxonomy places the organism in Eukaryota, Dinophyceae, Suessiales, Symbiodiniaceae. The record is from the annotation of a GenBank genome assembly.
AUGCUGGGUACCAGGCCAAGCGUGAGUCUGCCACGCUUGUCGGCUGCGUUCAGAGGGGCAGAGGGCGGAACGGGGAGCCAGGCGUGCCCCCCGUGGCCACCGCCCGAGCCGCUGAUUCAGUCUUUCGGACGCACUCAGAAGUUCUUGACUCUGCCUUGGUCCUUCCUAGACUUGACGGCUCCCAUCAGGUCGCAGAUCUUCUUCAACCUGGUUGGUGACCUUCUGUGCUAUAGUGGAGCGAAUGAGGUUAACUUGCAACUGAGUAUCGUGCGAUCAGCCUGCAGAGAACUUCGCGAUCAAGUAGACGAGGAGUGCCUUACGUUCAAUUAUGAUGACACUUGUGGCCUCGGUAGCGGACCGAGCCGCGACCGUGAUGAAAUCCUGGCCCUGAACACCUGGAUCAAGAGACAUCCGCGCCUCAAGUACUUCGAAUGCUUGGUCCGAAGUGCUGCCAAAUUUCGAAUUCUUCUGGAGGAGUUGCAGCUUCCUCCGCAGACGCGCUGCAGCUUCGUUUUCGAGUUCAAGGUUAGUGGUCCGGAGGUUGAGCAGCUCUUGCAGCGUUUCUGCGUUCGACGCUUGUCCCUCAUGCCACAGGAAGAGAAGGAGGCAGCUGGGCAAGUGCAACGAAAUUGGAAAGCCUUUCCAGAAACUGGUCUUCAGGUGCUAUGUUUACGUAGCUGCUCGGACGACAUCAUCCAGUCCUUUUUUUCCGUGAGUCCUCGGCUACGGAGUCUUCAGUUGGUGGAUAGCAGGUUGCAGAGCAUGCCGCUGGCAAUCUCACAGCGUCUCAGCAGCCUCAGCCUCACUGGAAUAACCAGUCUGCCUGACGAGCAGCUCUCAAAGCUGAUCGCAACCUGCCAGAACCUUCGGUCGCUGUACAUAGCCAAAUGCCAUAUUUCUCACAUUUCUUUCGCGUUGCCGAACCUGGAGCUCUUGUCUGUCACGCAUUGCCAACAGCUGACGGACCAGUGUGCAACGGAGAUUUUGUCUCCCGUAAACAACCCGCGCCUUCGCUUCGUUGACCUGUCGGAAUGCAGGAGCUUGACAGCUCCCACCGUGGAGCACCCCGAGAUGGAGAUAGCGUGGCUGAUGCACUGUCCACAGCUGACGGGGCAGGUGGUGGCGGCCAUGUUCCGGAGCUGCACAUCGCUGACUGCUGUCAACUUGGUGCAAUCUUCCAUUGAAAAUGCAAUGCUUGCAUCGACGUCCCUGAGGACGUUGGAACUCACCACGUCGCAGAAACUGGCGGAUCGUGCCGUGACAUAUCUGCUGGAGCACUGUCCAAACCUAUCGUUUCUGGAUGUGGGACACUGCUGUCAACUGGUGGAGCCAAAGUUGGCACAUCCUGGGCUAGAGACAAUCCUGCUCAGCUUCUGCGUGAACCUUCGGGAGUCUGCGGUGGCUGGCCUUUUUGAGAACUGUCCGUCUUUAAGGUAUGUCGAAAUUGCUGUAUGCAUGUUCGACAUGACGAAGUUUCAAAGAACGUGUCGCCCUGAAUGCACCAUCGUGGUGAAUUUCGAUUUCUGA